AUGGCUUCAGCCAUCACUACUCUUUCUGCAAUACCAGACGAAGAAGAAUCAUUCUUCAACGAGGAAAACAAUAAUGAUGCAAAUGACGAAACCAAAAGCCAGUUGGAAAAAAGUACUUCUCUGAGGGGCCGCUUCCUUGCCUCCCGGCCGCCUGCGAUGACUUGCGACAGAUACCCUAAGGUUUGUCGGGCGUCGGGCAGCGCAGGGCCAGAUUGCUGCAAGAAGAAAUGUGUCGACAGGAACACAGACAGGGCAAACUGUGGCAAGUGUGGGAGGAAAUGCAAGUACGCAGAGAUAUGCUGCAAAGCUUCAGCCAUCACUACUCUUUCCGCAAUACCAGACGAAGAAGAAUCAUUCUUCAACGAGGAAAACAAUACUGAUGCAAAGGACGAAACCAAGAACCAGUUUGGAAAAAGCACUUCCCUAAGAAGCCGCUUGCUUGCCUACGGGCCGCCUGCCACAACUUGCGACAAAUGUCAGGCGUCGGGCAGCGCAGGGCCGGAUUGCUGCAACAAGAAAUGUGUGGACACAAACACAGACAGAGCAAACUGCGGAAAGUGUGGGAGGAAAUGCAAUUACUCAGAGAUUUGCUGCGAAGCGAUGCUGGUGGCUCUAUCACCCGUCCAUACUCUCUCAUCAACAUCAUACGAAUUCGAAGAAUCAUUCUUCAACGAUGUCGUCGAGGAAGACAACAAUAAUGUUACAAAUGAAACCUUUGACGACCUCCCAGUUAUGGCCGUACAAGGACAAGAACAAACUUCUCUCAGAGGAAGAAGCCGCUUUCUUGCUUCUCAUCGGGCCAUGGCCGCGACAUGCGACAAAAACCCUAAGGUGUGUAAAGCCACGCAUGCACAUUGCUGCCACAACAAAUGUGUUGAUUUGAAGACAGACAAACUCAACUGUGGGAAGUGUGGGGUGAAAAGCCAUCACGCACAGAUAUGUUGCAAAGGUCAUCUUGUGAACCCAAUGUCUGACAAGACACACUGUGGAGGCUGCGACAACCAUUGCAAGAAAGGCGGUUCAUGUGCGUUUGGGAUGUGCAGCUAUGCUUAG
Molecule: messenger RNA, 1053 nt
Organism: Prunus mume (Japanese apricot)
Lineage: Eukaryota; Viridiplantae; Streptophyta; Magnoliopsida; Rosales; Rosaceae
Source: RefSeq, a predicted model, not a curated record